AUGAAAGUCAAUAAUGAUCUUUCAGCUUCCUUUGAGGAAUUGCCUUUGAUGGGCAGUCAGAGUGAGGCUGUGCCCUCAAACGGCAAUAUUCACAGACGGCCUGUUCCUACUCAAACCAGCGGUACUUCCUCAUCCCAAGAUAACCAUACUUGGGACCAUAGCUGGGAAGAUAAGACACGCCUUGAUAGCCCGCAAUCCUUCUUCGGAGAGAGUGAAGCUACAUACAGUAACCAUGACACGCAUGCUGGCAUUGCAACACCAAGUUCGCAAUCUCAUGAGGGGAACUUGCCUCUCGAGGAGGCCCGUUGCUCUUUGUUGCCAUAUCGAUCUGCAGCAUGGUUUAUCCACCAGAGAGAUCUCAAGCUUUCGACUCUUGCAGCAGCGGUUCUCAUGCACGAAGAGUGCAUAAGUUUCAAGGAUCUGGAACCGUACUGUGCGCUUUAUGCCCGCGAUGACUCUCCUGAACCUACUGAUCCCCUCUCUGGUGCCCUAUCAGCGGCCCACGGUAUCGUAGGCGGGGUCGUCAACGGAGUAGCCGACUACCCUAUCGAGAUUGGGAAGAUGCUGAAAGCAGAUCAACCUCUGGCUACAGGCAUGGCUAAGAAUUUCGCCCUCGACACAAAUAAGGGCGUGAGCAGAAUCAUCGGGACAGGUUUAAAAGCUCCGAUGGAUGUGACUCUAGGCGUGGCUAAAGGAUUUGGUAAUUUGCCGAAAGCUUAUGGCGACGAGACUGUCAGAGAGAAAGAGAAAGUCACUGGUAUUGGAAGUGGGCUAAUGGUUGCUGGAAAGGGUGCUCAACAGGAAGGCGCCUUGGGGUUCAUGAAAGGGUUCGCCAAAGGUAUCGGAGGCGCCGUGUGCAAACCUGUCUCAGGUGCUGUUGGUCUUCCUGCGUAUGCCUUCAAGGGAAUAUAUGAAGAAGUUCAUAAGAGUCGUGGUAAUAAUGUUGAUGGACACGUGAUUGACUUACUUCUGGCCAAGGGCGAAGAGGAGUGUAAGACCUGUGGAGUGGAGGAAAGAAGCAAUGUUUUGAGCAGGUGGCAUGAGGUGCAGUUACUCGAGACAGAUUUCCUGGAAGGGAAGUAUCAGUGA
Lachnellula hyalina is the source of this 1089-nucleotide messenger RNA. RefSeq lists its product as uncharacterized. The record is from RefSeq and is a predicted model, not a curated record. Lineage: Eukaryota; Fungi; Ascomycota; Leotiomycetes; Helotiales; Lachnaceae. The coding region runs from base 1 to 1089 and encodes 362 amino acids. The transcript is spliced from 4 exons.